AGAGGAAUGUCGUGGAAGGGAGAGACGGGGACGCCAUCCUUCUCAAUGUAGACCCGGUGCUCCAGGGUGUUGGCCUGGCCAAUCUUGCGCACGGUGUAAGACAUGGUGGGCUGUGGUGUAGGAGUAGAAGACGAGAAAUGUCUUGAAACUAAAGCAGCACGAGAAGAAACGGAGGAAACCGUACGAUCAACCCGAGAUGAAUAUGAUGAAGGAGAGAGAGAAGAGGAAGGAGGGGAGGAGAGGAAGGAGGAAGAGGAGGAGGGGGGAGGGGCUUGUUUGGUGGGGGGAGCCAGCGUUGCGGAUGUGCGAAGAACGGGCGAGCGAGAGCGGGCGAGGGACGAGGCGGUGGACACGCAAGAGAUGCAGCGUCGGGUCAAGGGAACAACAGGGGACAUGAGGUUAUUAUAAGAUUUGGAGAUGCUUCGGGAUCAGGGGAACGCAAUUGGCGAGUCCACCUGUCUGCUGAUGAUGGUUGCAGUCUGUUCUGGAUUAUGGCGAGUCUUGACGUCUCGGUAGCUGCAAAGGGGGAUUUAAUGGCCUGCAAAGCUGGAAGGCCUCGGGAUGGAAAAUCGGAGUCGGGAUUUC
Aspergillus wentii DTO 134E9 is the source of this 585-nucleotide messenger RNA. RefSeq lists its product as uncharacterized. Lineage: Eukaryota; Fungi; Ascomycota; Eurotiomycetes; Eurotiales; Aspergillaceae. The transcript has a single exon. The coding region runs from base 103 to 408 and encodes 101 amino acids. The record is from RefSeq and is a predicted model, not a curated record.